This is a messenger RNA of Anopheles nili, 1530 nucleotides long. RefSeq names its product guanine nucleotide-binding protein subunit beta-1-like. The transcript has 2 exons. Gene Ontology annotation, molecular function: signaling receptor complex adaptor activity; protein binding. Gene Ontology annotation, cellular component: cytoplasm; heterotrimeric G-protein complex. The record is from RefSeq and is a predicted model, not a curated record. Gene Ontology annotation, biological process: G protein-coupled receptor signaling pathway. Lineage: Eukaryota; Metazoa; Arthropoda; Insecta; Diptera; Culicidae. Bases 174 to 1196 code for a protein of 340 amino acids.
GGCAACCCCGAGAAUCGUAGUCAGCCGGAGCCAAAGUCAACAACCAAGCGCGAGAGAGAGAGCGAGAGAGAGCGAGCACAAGCGAGAUAGACAGCAGCUAGAAAAAUCGACUGCCAGCGAUCGUUUGAGGCGUGUGAAUAUAAAUCGACCCUAUAAAAUCGUAGAUUCAUAAAAUGAAUGAAAUCGAAGCACUCCGACAGGAGGCGGAAACGCUCAAGAAUGCCAUCCGAGACGCGCGUAAGGUGGUCUGCGAUACGUCCAUCCUGCAGGCCACGGCACAGCUGGAGGCGGUUGGCCGAAUUCAGCUCCGCACGAGACGCACCCUGCGCGGUCACCUGGCCAAGAUCUACGCCAUGCACUGGGGGAAUGAUUCGCGGUAUCUAGUAUCGGCCUCGCAGGACGGCAAGCUGAUCGUGUGGGACUCGCACACCACCAACAAGGUGCACGCGAUCCCGCUCCGUUCGUCCUGGGUGAUGACGUGCGCGUACGCACCGUCCGGCAACUAUGUGGCCUGCGGUGGUCUGGACAACAUCUGCUCGAUCUACAACCUCAAGACGCGCGAGGGCAACGUGCGUAUCGCUCGCGAAUUGGGUGGCCAUACGGGUUACUUGUCGUGCUGCCGGUUCCUGGAUGACAACCAGAUCGUGACCAGCUCGGGUGAUAUGUCCUGCGCCCUGUGGGACAUCGAAACUGGCCAGCAAACGACCUCUUUCCAGGGACACACGGGUGACGUGAUGGCGCUGUCGUUGGCACCGCAGGGCAAAACAUUCGUGUCUGGUGCGUGCGAUGCCAAGGCCAAGCUGUGGGACAUCCGCGAGGGCCAGUGCAAGCAAACAUUCCCGGGACACGAGAGUGACAUCAAUGCGGUGGCGUUUUUCCCCAACGGAUUCGCUUUUGCGACGGGUUCAGAUGAUGCCACUUGCCGGUUGUUCGACAUCCGGGCUGACCAGGAGCUGGCGAUGUACUCGCACGAUAACAUCAUUUGCGGAAUUACGUCCGUGGCGUUCUCGAAAUCGGGUCGCCUGUUGCUGGCAGGAUACGACGACUUCAACUGCAACGUUUGGGACACGAUGAAGGCGGAACGGGCAGGUAUCUUGGCCGGGCACGACAACCGGGUGUCGUGUUUAGGCGUGACAGAGAACGGCAUGGCAGUUGCGACCGGCUCCUGGGACUCGUUCCUGCGCGUGUGGAACUAACAAGACCCCGGUAGGCAGUGCGCGCAUGGAUUCAACCACACGAGGUAGCAGUGCGCGUAGAAACGGAAGUGAAAGGUUUUUCAGCAUCGUCGUCGCUGCGGCGGAACCGUUUGUUGAUUUUUUUUAGUUUUUAUUAUAUUUUACUUUUUGUUUGUCCCAACCAUUCGCUCUCCGUACGCUCAACGAAAUUUACCUUUAUCGCUCUUUCGCAAACAACACCCGAACCACUCUGUACGCGCUGUGGUCGAAUGAGCAGCCUGUGUUCUUUUCUUUUUUGUUUUCAUUGCUUAUCAACAUAAUCGGCGGGUGGGUCGUGCUAACGAUCACAAUCAAA